Rubroshorea leprosula is the source of this 1011-nucleotide messenger RNA. The record is from the annotation of a GenBank genome assembly. NCBI's taxonomy places the organism in Eukaryota, Viridiplantae, Streptophyta, Magnoliopsida, Malvales, Dipterocarpaceae.
CAGCACCCCUUUGAACCAAAUCCUAAUAUACCUAAUCAAACAGAGCCUCCCCUCGGGCCAUCACACUGCUCCCGUCUGAUCUCCGUUCCAUUUUUCUUUAAUCUCUUAUUCUCCAUCACGUGAAUAAUCUAUCUUUGACCAAAAGAGCGGUGCGACGUUGUACACCCAAAAUCUUUUCUUCCACUUCAAUUCAAACCAAGUUGAGAAAAUAGCUGGAAAUUGAAGCUGAUCAUAUAGUUCAUGGAGUCAGCUUCAAGCAGAGAUGCACCCGACUCAAAUAGAACAACACAGUUACAGCCACAACUACAAGAAGGAGAAUCCUCGGCCCCAGCUCCCCUGAGCCGCUAUGAGUCACAAAAACGCCGCGACUGGAACACCUUCUUACAGUAUUUGAGAAACCACAAACCGCCGUUAACUCUAGCGCGAUGCAGCGGAGCACACGUCAUAGAGUUCUUGAAAUAUCUCGACCAGUUCGGGAAGACCAAGGUCCACAUAACGGGCUGCCCGUACUUCGGGCACCCUAACCCUCCCGCCCCGUGCGCGUGUCCGCUUAAACAAGCAUGGGGUAGCCUCGACGCGCUGAUCGGAAGGCUGAGAGCCGCGUACGAGGAGAACGGCGGACGGCCGGAAUCUAACCCGUUUGGGGCGAAGGCGGUGAGGAUUUACUUGAGGGAAGUGAGGGAAGGGCAGGCCAAGGCGAGAGGGAUUCCUUAUGAGAAGAAGAAGCGGAAAAGGCCUACGGUUACAGCCGGGAAUGUGUCGGUGGCGGGGAGUCAAGGGGUGGAUCCUAGUGGUACUAGUGGUGGAGUUGGUGGCGGAGGAGAAGAUAUCAGUGGCGGCAGCGGAAGUGCUCCUCCACCUGCUACAGCUACUACAAAUAGCGUAUAGUGCAGAAUUUUAUUCUUUUUACUUUAAUGGCUAGCUCUUCUAAAUGCGACUAAUUUAUAUGCUAAUUCUAUGAUGCUCUCCAUUUGAUCAUUCACCAAUAUGAACUAAAUUAACCCAAAAAUU